CGCAUGCGCAAUGGCAACCCGAGAAGCCGGAAGUGAAUGGCGGCGGUGUCAGAGGCACAAACGCGAGAACAGCUGUGCUAAACACGCGCACGCGCACGCGCACGCCAUACCGACAUGGUGGCUGGUGAGAAGUGAAUAAUAAAGAAGUGCAUUAGAGAGAGAGAAGCUUCUGACACCAGGCCUGACGGACAGAGGAAGAGGAGGAGGAUGAAGGAGGCGCAGGGCUGCGGGAUGCGCUGCUCUGUGGGCUUCCUGUCCCGCAGGAUGAUGAGCGGCCGCCAGCUGCUGAAGGAAGACUUUCAGAGGCGCAGAAUGGAGGGAUGUAACAGUCUGUACCGCAGGGACAUGAUGGGGCACUACGGCUGUGUCAAUGCUAUAGAGUUCUCUAACAACGGGGGACAGUGGCUGGUGUCCGGUGGUGAUGACCGGCGUGUACUCUUGUGGCACAUGGAGAAAGCUCUUCAGUCUCGUGUCAAACCUGUCAAACUAAAAGGCGAACAUCUGUCUAAUAUCUUCUGUCUCGCGUUUAACAGCACAAAUACACACGUUUUUUCCGGGGGGAAUGAUGAGCAGGUGAUUCUGCAUGAUGUGGAACGCGGUGAAACACUCAAUGUGUUUCUCCAUGACGACGCUGUGUACGGUCUCUCUGUCAGCCCUGUCAAUGAUCAUGUUUUUGCCAGUUCGUCAGACGAUGGGCGUGUCCUCAUCUGGGACACAAGGGAACCCCCCCAUGGAGAGCCAUUCUGCUUGGCAAAUUAUCCGUCUGCAUUUCACAGUGUGAUGUUUAACCCUGUGGAGCCACGCUUACUCGCAACAGCCAACUCUAAAGAGGGCGUCGGCCUGUGGGACAUCCGCAAACCACGAAGUUCUCUGCUGCGGUACGGGGGUUCUCUGUCUCUGCAGAGUGCGAUGAGUGUGCGCUUUAACAGUGCAGGUACACAGCUGCUGGCUCUGCGCAGACGUCUGCCCCCUGUACUGUACGAGCUGCACUCUCGCCUGCCCAGCUUCCAGUUUGACAACCAGGGUUACUUUAACUCCUGUACCAUGAAGAGCUGCUGCUUCGCUGGGGACCGGGACCAGUAUAUCUUGUCUGGCUCUGAUGACUUUAAUCUCUACAUGUGGAAAAUUCCCAAUGACCCAGACUCAGCAGGCCGAGUAGUUAAUGGGGCGUUCAUGGUGUUGAAGGGUCACCGCUCCAUUGUGAAUCAGGUCCGCUUUAAUCCACACACCUACAUGAUCUGUUCCUCUGGGGUGGAGAAGGUUAUCAAGGUGUGGAGUCCGUACCAGCAGCCGGAGUGUGUGGGUGAUCUGGAGGGUCGGGUGGAGGAUAAGUCUCGCUCUCUCUACACACAUGAGGAAUACAUCAGUCUGGUGUUGAACAGUGGCAGCGGUCUGUCACAUGACUACGUCAGCCAAUCAGAGCAGGAGGAUCCACGCAUGAUGGCCUUUUUUGAUUCGCUUGUGCGGCGGGAGAUCGAAGGCUGGAGCUCUGAUUCAGAUUCCGACCUGAGUGAAGGAGCCAUUCUGCAGCUGCAUGCCAGGGGGCGUGGCCACACCCGCUCCACAAACCACGGAGAUUCCACAAAUCAAGCUCCACCCAGUGAAGCGAUCAGCAAUCGGCAAAGCGACUCGGACCACUCCUCUUCCACGUCGUCCUCCUCGUCCUUAUUAUCUGGUCCUGGUUCUGGGAGUGAGAGGGUAGGUACCGAUGCUGUAUUUCCCCGCAGACGGAGAAGGGCAGGGUCACAACGAGCAUCUGCAUUCCUUUUGGAUGUGGCAAACGAAGAUUCGGAUUCCAGUAGUUUCUGGUUUGACCCCUUGCCUCGUCCACGUUCUCCGAGCCCACGUGAGAACUCCAGUCUCUCUAGGACCUCCAGUCCAAGCUCCUCUCCCAGCUCCUCCUCUACAACCUCAUCUAAUAGUGAUGGAGAAGAGGCGGAGCUUCAGAGGAGCAGAGUGCGACAACGUAAUGCAGCUAGGAAGCAGGGCCGUAUGUGUUUGUCACGCCUAGACUCCACCCACUCAAUUCAAAGCGCCACAGAUUACAGUAGCUACCCCAAAAUAUCUCUUCAGGAUUCAACAUCUCCUUCUUCCUCCGGGGAAGAGAGCCGGCAAGCCAGAUGUGGCGGUAAGAAGAAGGGGCAUGGUGCUGCUUCUAGCCCUGGGCCUUCUUCAGAGAGCCAAGCAGAUACACACCUGCGAGUCACUGAAUCCUUGGAGAGGGCGGAGUCAAGAAUUGGGGAGCGGGAGGAGAUGGGGGCAGGUAAAAGCAGCAAAGACGAAUUGAACAGCUCAGGGGUAUACGGAAACUUGAGCACUUGUGAUGAGAGCUGUAUAGACUCAACUGUUCCGGAAUCCUCAGAAGAGGCGGAGCCUGAAUCUAAGCCAACAGGCUCUAGGACUGGAAAACGGACACGCUUUGGAUCCGGACCAGCAGAGGAGGAGGAGCCUCCAUCAGAAAAAAAGUUGAAGACAUAAUGUCAUAAGAUAAACUGGCCUUUUGAUUGGCUUGUCGAUUUUGUGUGUUUUAUUUACAGCCUGCUGUGUGUUUAGUGUUGAAGGCGGAGCAGCAUUAAAAAAAAUUCAUUUCAUAUAUUUUUGGGUCAUUUUGUAGGUGAACAUUUACUGCCUGCAGUCUGAUAGUGAACAGGUGUGAAAACUAAUCAGUUCAUUUUUUAUCGUUUUCAAUCAGAGUCUUUUAUCUUUAUUUUAUUUAUUUAUUUUACAUCAUCUUUUUUUUUUGGGAACGCCGUAACCUGAUCCAAAUUCUAACGUUACUGGGCUUCGACAUCAAGAAAGGCACGGACUCAACAAGGGGCGGGGCUUAGGUUGUAUUUCAUUAACAGAAAAUUCAGAUGAAUUAAAUAUUACAUCACAGUAUGUUAAUGUGUGUAAGUGAAGCACCAAGCCAUGUUCUUCAUGCUGCUAGCUAAUGUUCAUGACUGAUUGUAUAAUAUAAGCUCCGCCCCUGCUGAGGCACAGACAACACUCUCACCUGCAGACUGUACACCUGCACACUCACCUGAGCGGUAGCUAGUGGGCGUGGCUUUGAGGUUGCUCAUAGACAUGCCCACUAGUGUGUGAUUCAGUGUGGGUGUGGCCAUGCGACGAUGACCACUACCCUAAUCUGUGGGGGGAGGUGCACUGAGUCAGUAUUCAGCUGUGAUUUAUUCUGUAUAAUUUACAUGAUGAAGUUUAUUCAGUUUCAGUAUAAGUUUUAAAUGUAAAUGCACACAGUAACCCAGUGGGGAAGGAGAUAAAUUAGAUGUCAGAUGGGAGGCGGAGCUUUAGAACAGCAUGUAAUGAUAUACUGUAGACAGAGGCAUAUGUAGGCUCCGCCCACUGCCAUGACUGACACAGUGCUGUGUUAGAGUUUUGCACUUAAACAGAAAUGAGGUUGGUAUGAAGUGCCCUUGAUAUCCUCCCUGCCAAUGCAGCCAAUUUGUGUGUGUGUGUGUGUGUGUGUGUGUGUGUGUGUGUGUGUGUGUGUGUGAAAUAUUGCGAUAUAUUGUAUACCUUAGAUUUCUCCCAGAUAUGGUACUGACGUUCACCCAACUCACACUGAUGAUGUCAUCACUUACGGAGUGACCUGACGCUAAAGAGUUUAAACGUUAAUCAUGUUGAUAUUGUUAAUGACGUUAGGAUUUGUGUUCAGGUUGAUGAUGGGUGAGGCGGAGCGAGCUGAUAGCUGUUAGAACACCCUUUAUAUUCUGCUCUGCUUAAAGGUGAUGUGCUGUGGACGAUGUUUCCAUGGUAACCCUGCAGCUAUGCUAUGCAGUGACAUCAUUAAAAUUUGAUUUGUUUCUGUUCA
Messenger RNA from Tachysurus fulvidraco (yellow catfish), 3811 nucleotides. RefSeq names its product ddb1 and cul4 associated factor 5 (gene dcaf5). The coding region runs from base 208 to 2478 and encodes 756 amino acids. The record is from RefSeq and is a predicted model, not a curated record. The transcript has 8 exons. NCBI's taxonomy places the organism in Eukaryota, Metazoa, Chordata, Actinopteri, Siluriformes, Bagridae. Gene Ontology annotation, biological process: negative regulation of fatty acid biosynthetic process. Gene Ontology annotation, molecular function: protein binding. Gene Ontology annotation, cellular component: Cul4-RING E3 ubiquitin ligase complex; cytoplasm.